CACAAAUGGAUGGAUGGAUAUGACUUUAUCUUUUCCGAAAAAUGAUAUUCGAUCUCGCACAGACAUUUGGUUUCCAGCGCGUUUUGGUCAUGGCUCCACAUCCUGUCGUCCAGGCUAUCAUAGACUUCACAGCUGGAGCAGCAGGUGGUACUGCUUGUGUUCUCAGCGGCCAGCCUCUGGAUACCGUGAAGGUGAAGAUGCAGACGUUCCCCGCCAUGUACCGCGGCUUCAUCCACUGCUUCAUGUCCACCUUCAGACAAGUUGGGGUCCGGGGCCUUUACAAGGGCACCAGCCCGGCGCUGAUCGCCAACAUCAUGGAGAACUCCGUGCUCUUUCUGAGCUACGGGUUCUGCCAGGACGUGGUCCGCUCUUUGUUCGACAUUGAGGCCGCCCGCGAACUCAGUGACAUUCAGAAAGCUUUCUCCGGGUCCCUGGCCGCCAUCUUCACCUCCACGGUGCUCUGCCCCACCGAGCUGGUCAAAUGUCGCAUGCAGGCCAUGUACGAGAUGGAAGCCUCCGGCAAGAUCGCCCGCGGCCAACAAAGCAUGUGGACGGUGGUGAAGAAGGUGCUGGAAAGAAACGGUCCGCUGGGUUUCUACCAGGGCUUGACGACCACCAUGGUGAGGGACUGCCAGGGUUACUUCUGCUUCUUCGGCGGCUACGAAGUCAGCCGGUCCAUGUUUGCACAUCACAUGGGCACGGACAAGGAGGGCAUAGGCAUUCUUCCACUUAUGUUCAGCGGCGGCUUCGGGGGCGCUUGUCUUUGGCUCCUGAUCUAUCCCAUCGACUGCGUCAAGUCCAGGAUCCAGGUCUACUCUUUAGCCGGGGUGCAGGAGGGCUUCCUAAAGACCCUCGUGGAGAUCAUCCGCAACGAGGGGGUCAGUGCGCUCUACUCAGGCCUCAUGCCCACCAUGGUACGCACCUUCCCUGCCAACGGCGCCCUCUUCCUGACCUACGAGCUCACUAGAACUUUUUUAAUGGACGCAGCCAGCACCUAAUGUGAGAUAUUUCUAUAACGACUUGGGAUGCAUGUCUGAUGUGUCCUACGGCAGGACUCCGGAGACCGAUGAGCGUUGUCAUCAGGUUUAAUUCAAAAGGGUGAAACUAAAAAGACAAACAAUACAGUCACCCUCUGUUGCGAGUUUAUUGUGACUAAAUGUAACGUGUUUAUGUUUGCAUUGCAAAUUAGGUUUUUUCCCUUGGACUCAGUCUGGACCCCCUCUUGCGGAUCCAGCCUUUGACUGAUAUUUUUUUACUCUCCCCCCCUUUCCCAAUAUCACCUUUUUCUCACCUUUUUUUAAGGAGCGCCGUAAAAAUGGCUGCCCCGUCGGCGGUCUUGUCUUGUCUCCCUGUAACGUAUGUCUGCUCUUAGUGGGACUGUGCCGAAAAUAUACUUUUCAGUUCUUAUGUGUCUAGUGCAUGUUAA
Nerophis lumbriciformis (worm pipefish) is the source of this 1426-nucleotide messenger RNA. RefSeq names its product solute carrier family 25 member 15a (gene slc25a15a). Lineage: Eukaryota; Metazoa; Chordata; Actinopteri; Syngnathiformes; Syngnathidae. The record is from RefSeq and is a predicted model, not a curated record. Gene Ontology annotation, cellular component: mitochondrion. Gene Ontology annotation, biological process: mitochondrial L-ornithine transmembrane transport. Gene Ontology annotation, molecular function: L-ornithine transmembrane transporter activity.